Messenger RNA from Epithele typhae, 444 nucleotides. RefSeq lists its product as uncharacterized. The annotation marks the transcript as partial. The record is from RefSeq and is a predicted model, not a curated record. NCBI's taxonomy places the organism in Eukaryota, Fungi, Basidiomycota, Agaricomycetes, Polyporales, Epitheliaceae. Gene Ontology annotation, molecular function: histone H4 acetyltransferase activity; histone H2A acetyltransferase activity; protein N-terminal-serine acetyltransferase activity. Gene Ontology annotation, cellular component: nucleus. The transcript is spliced from 3 exons.
CUCGAUGCUACCGUCCCUGACGAGCUUCUUAACACCGGGUUCAGCUACGCUGCUGCCGUUUUUCACGCGUCCGAUAUCCCCACGGAGCGUCGUGAAGAAAUCUGGAACUUGUGGGAAACCAACAUGCGCACGCUGACAGAGCCGUCGUCAUUCGGAUGGGAUCCGGACGAGAAGAAGGAGGAGCUUUUCCAUGCUGAUGCCAGAUACAUCUUGUUGUGCAGUGGAGAGCAGGGAACGUUGGUUGCGUUCACCACGUUCCGGUUCGACUUCGACGAGGACGUGCCUCAGUUAUACUGUUAUGAGCUUCAGGUAUCUCCGAACUACCGGCGGUGCGGGUUGGGACAGUGGCUCGUGGAAAAGGUGAAGGUCAUCACGAAACAUUAUCGCAUGCAGCAAAUCCUGCUGACGGUAUUGAAAGGUAACACCCGCGCAUACUUGCAGUAA